ACAGUGAUGAAUCCAAAUGUAAUCCGGUAAAACUGGCGCCAAAAAGAAGUGGUCAUCGUGCCUUGUUUUGUUGCCGCUAUAAUUCGCUCACCUCGCACAUUAUUUCAUAACCACUGUCAUGCUUAUAUUUACCAACUAUGACGUUGCUGGAGGUGUCAGGGGCAGUGGUUCUAGCCCUUCUGGGCAAAUUCAGCUUAUUUUGGGGCCGAUGUUCUCCGGGAAAACAACCGAACUUAUGCGGCGAAUGAAGAGAUACCAACUUGCGAACCACAAUUGUGUGUUAGUAAAGUAUGCAAGAGACUGCCGAUACGAUAACGAAAAUAUAUGCACACAUGACAGACAAGCUAUGCCUGCAGUAAAAUCCACAAGUUUAAGAGACACAGCGUUUAACACAGAUGAAGUGAGGGUGUUUGGUAUUGACGAAGGGCAGUUUUUCCCAGAUGUUGUUGAAUUUGCAGAAGAGAUGGCACAACUGGGCAAAGUUGUCAUCAUAGCUGCACUAGAUGGAACAUACCAGAGGAAGGGUUUCACAAACAUUUUGGAGCUUGUACCUUUGUCUGAAAGCAUUAUUAAGCUGACUGCAGUCUGCAUGAUCUGCUAUUCUGAUGCUGCCUACACCAAACGACUGGGUUAUGAAACUGAGGUUGAAGUGAUCGGUGGUGCAGAUAAGUACAUGGCUGUCUGUCGAAAAUGCUAUUUCAAGAAGGACACUGUUGGAAAUAGUCCAGACUCAUCCUCUACAAGGCCCACAGCAUGUUAAUCGUUGACUACUCUGUUAUAAUGAGCCCCAUUUUAAAAUUCAUGCACUCCUCUUUUGUCAGUAGUGCAGUAACUGCCAGCUGCGGUAUGCAUUACAAUAUUUGCUACCUCACAUUUGCGUCUUAUCACCACAAUUAAUCUGGCUUUUUAUGGAUCUUGUAUGUGUGUGCACACUGUAAUACUUGGGCUGGUUGUAAAUAAAAAGUGCAUGUCUUGAAACUAA
Ornithodoros turicata is the source of this 982-nucleotide messenger RNA. Its product is annotated as thymidine kinase, cytosolic-like. Gene Ontology annotation, molecular function: ATP binding; thymidine kinase activity. The coding region runs from base 119 to 760 and encodes 213 amino acids. The record is from RefSeq and is a predicted model, not a curated record. Lineage: Eukaryota; Metazoa; Arthropoda; Arachnida; Ixodida; Argasidae. The transcript is spliced from 7 exons. Gene Ontology annotation, biological process: thymidine metabolic process.